Molecule: messenger RNA, 996 nt
Organism: Thlaspi arvense
Lineage: Eukaryota; Viridiplantae; Streptophyta; Magnoliopsida; Brassicales; Brassicaceae
Source: the annotation of a GenBank genome assembly
AUGAAGACGAUGAAGCGAUUGAAUGUCGUGGUUGUGAUUGCCGUUGCAGCGACGGUUCUUAUGGGAAUGUUUGGAUCUUCCGAGGCUCAGCUUCAAAUGAAUUUCUACGCAAAAAGCUGUCCAAAAGCAGAGAAAAUCAUUUCAGACCAUAUUCAAAACCAUAUCCAUAACGGUCCUUCUCUUGCAGCUCCUCUCAUCAGAAUGCACUUCCAUGAUUGCUUCGUCAGGGGAUGCGAUGGAUCAGUGUUGAUAAAUUCGACAACAGGGAACGCAGAGAGAGAUGCACCACCGAAUCUAACACUUAGAGGAUUCGGUUUCGUAGAGAGGAUUAAGACUCUUCUUGAAAAAGAGUGUCCCAAGACUGUUUCUUGCGCCGAUAUCAUCGCUUUGACCGCUAGAGACGCAGUUGUUGCCACCGGAGGUCCGUGGUGGAGAGUCCCAACGGGAAGAAGAGACGGUAGGAUCUCAAAUUUGACGGAGGCUUCGAACAACAUUCCGGCGCCGACAAGUAAUUUCACGACGUUGCAGCGACGCUUCGCUAACCAAGGACUUAAUCUCAAAGAUCUUGUCCUGCUCUCUGGGGCUCACACGAUCGGUGUCUCGCAUUGUUCUUCAAUGAACACUCGUCUCUACAACUUCUCCUCGACAGUCAAACAAGAUCCAUCUUUAGACAGCGAAUACGCAGCGACUCUAAAGGCCACCAAAUGUAAGAGCCUCAACGACAACACAACCAUACUCGAGAUGGAUCCCGGUAGCCGCAAAAGCUUCGAUCUCAGUUACUACAGGCUUGUUCUGAAGAGGAGAGGUCUGUUUCAGUCUGAUUCUGCUUUGACGACCAACUCAGCGACGUUGAAGAUGAUCAACGACUUGGUCAACGGUUCUGAAGAGAAGUUUUACAAGGCUUUUGCUAGGUCGAUGGAGAAGAUGGGAAGGGUUAAAGUGAAGACGGGAUCCGCCGGUGUGAUCAGGACACGGUGUUCUGUUGCCGGAAGUUAG